This is a messenger RNA of Trichomonas vaginalis G3, 969 nucleotides long. RefSeq lists its product as uncharacterized. The record is from RefSeq and is a predicted model, not a curated record. Lineage: Eukaryota; Parabasalia; Trichomonadida; Trichomonadidae. The transcript has a single exon. The coding region runs from base 1 to 969 and encodes 322 amino acids.
AUGUACCAAUUCAAUUUCAUUUUGAAAAAUGCAAGAAAAUUCAGUUGGUCUGAAUACUUUGGCAGCAAAAAUAAAGUUACCCAAACUCAGAAUGGAGCUGCUUUCUCUGAUACAUCAAGCUCAUCUAGUUACUACGUUUAUCUUUGCAAUUUUGAAUCUUGCACUGAAAAAGGCGCAAUUUAUAUCGAAAGAUCCAACGAAAUCUGCACAUUACUUGAAGAUUCCACAUUCAAUCACUGCAAAUCCACUUUGGAAGGCGGAUCUGUUUACUAUAACUGCCAAAGUGCAGGACAGAUUGUACAAAAACGAACAGGUUAUUAUGCAUCAAUAUCAACAAACAGCUACAUGGCUUUUAUACAUACAGUGAAACCAGCAGAUUUAAAUAAAAACUACUUUAUUGAUAGUUCAGUUUCAAAUUGCGGAGAAAGCGAAGGAAAAGGAAGCUUGACAUUAGAUAUUGAUUAUGGAGAUAUAUGCAUCCAGAAUAAUAAUAUCUCUAAUAAUAUAUGCAAUGAAUAUUCAUCAAUUCGUAGCAUCCUUUGGGGAGAAUCAAGAAAUUGUAAUUUCACCACAUUCAUAGGAAAUAAACAAUCUAGAAGUCAGUCUCUUAGAUUUACUGUUUAUAAUGAUGAAACUUCUUUGAUACAAACAGUUUCUUAUUGCAAUGUUAUUGGAAAUAAAUGCGGAACAAACAGUAACCAAGUUCUAUUUAGUUGUAAAUACAAUACCAAUAUUGAUCACUGCGUAUUUUUCAAAAACACUGCAAAAUGGAUGUUUUAUAUUGAAUACUCAGAUUACAAAUUGACUAUUACUGAUUCAUGCAUCGAAACACAAUCAACAACUGGUAUUGGAACUAUUACAUUUACCAAUAUUACAAAAGAAAAUUGUAUCAUCGAUGCCAAAGCAUUCACGUUUAAAAUUUCAUAUUUUUUAAACUUUACCGAAGCUUCAACAGAAUUUAUUUCAUAA